AUGUUCGACAUCUUUAUUGGCUCGAACAUCUCCGAAUCAAAUCGGCCAAAGCUCGAUACGUCCCCAUCAGCCGAUGAACGCCGACAACGCACAAUCCAUUCACUGACGUUGAAGGCACCCGCCUCAGUCCCGAUACGCAUGUCGACCACCAGCUACCAGAUCGAGGACGGCUUCGUGUCCACGUCGGCCGGCAGCUCCGUGCUCAAGGCCACACUGGCUGUGGAUGUGCUGGAUGAGAGCGCGAGCGACACUUCCACGGCGUCGCUGGUUCCCACGCCGCAGCACAAGCUGCGAGCUGCUCACUCGGAACUUAGCAGCCGCCUCUUCCCGCGUACCGAACGCUUCUGCUCAGGCGCUGAAGCUGUGCUCCGCGUGGCCAGCCAUGUGAGCGCCAACGUUUUUGAGUACCCAUUACUGCCGACGGCCGACGGCGCGCAAACACAGGAGAUCAAGCGCAAAGCCCGCGCACGAGUAGUCUCGCUCGAGAUUCGUCCGGGAGCAGCGGAUGCUGUGCGUGGCGCGCUGGCUGUGGGUGCGUCCUCGGCCGCGCUCAUCCCGUCGCAGACAUUGCCGAUGUUCUUGCCCAGCCUCUUCCAGCUGGCACAGAACGCCGCGACGUCGGCGCCCGCCGUUUUUCAUGUGGCGUGCGAGGCAAUUCGCCGUGACAUGGCUGUCGCCAGCUCGUACGAGCCACUGUACGCGUUACAACACUCAGGUGCAUUGUUGCUUAACUCGGCUUCACCUCAGGAAUGCCAUGAUUUGGCAGUCGUGGCUCACGUGGCCGCCCAGCGCCUCCGAAAGCUGUUGAUUCACUUCUACGAUGGGGCGCGUGUCGCUCGUGAGAUGGCCAAGGUAGAGACGCUGACGGAGGAGUCGCUCGAGACUCUCGCUGCGCUCCACUCGACGGCACAAAUUGGAGAUGUUGUGGAGCAGGUGCAGAAAGUAAUGGACGACCUGUUUCACGUACUGCAACAUCAGUACCGUGUGUACGAGUACUUUGGUGCCGAGGAUGCUGAGUUUGUUGUGGUGGUUGUUGGUGAGGCUGCUGCAGCACUGAAACAAGCCGCGGCGUACGAGCAAAUGCUUGGUACCAAGGUCGGCGUUGUGCAGGUCCGUCUGCUACUUCCGUGGUCGCACAGAAUGUUUGCGCAGGCGCUUCCGACCACAAUUAAACGUGUGGUUGCUCUGGAGAAUGUGGCGCCAAGUGCGUUGACUUUCCAGCGUGGUCUGCUCACUCAGAAUAUGCAGGUGUUCUUCCAAUCGACGUACUGGCAGCCGGUUGUGGAAGCUGCCCCCGUCGUGGUAACUGGCGUGUACGGCGGUGUAUUCCGCAACUCCACAUUCUCAGUGGGUACGGGGCGUGCUGUUCUGCGUCACUUGGCGACGGCCUCUUCUCGCCGCGCCUUCGUUGUGGCUAAGAGUGAGAAACUGUACGAUGCUGCUCUGGUGAACGCACCAUCGGAGAGCAGCCAAGCAACGAAGUUUGACGUGGUGUAUGGUGAGUCGCUGGAGCUUGAGGGCUCGGCCGCUUACACGAAGCAAUUUCUCUUUUACGGCUUCGACGAUGUGGAAUCGGACACUGCGCGUGCCGGUACCGAGACUAACAAGCUGUUUGAGUCGACUGUGGACCUGUUGAACAAGAACCCGGCCACGCGAGUGAAUGCUGUGGUGACUCACAGUGCCGGCGAGGAGGCUGCAGAGCGUCCCGUGUCGACACUGGAGGUGCGUAUCGCUCUAGACGGUGGCAAUGGACCAGUGACGUCGGAACCUGUUGAACAAGCGGACGUGGUGGUGGUGAACCGCCCUGAACUGCUCGCUCACUACGAUGUAGCUCGCAGUGUAAAGCAGGGCGGCAAACUGUUGGUACUUACUGGUUGGAAGACUGCAGACGACGUGGAUGAGCGUGCGGCGUUCAAGCAGCAAGUGGCAUCUCGUGACAUUCAGGUUCUGGUAGUUGACACCAACGAGCUGGCCACUCGCGUUGAGGACGACGCUGUGGCUGCUGUCGGUCUCCAGACUGCCUUCUUCAAGGCGUCGGGACUGUACGACGAGAGUGUUGUGCUCGCUCUGCUUCAGGCUCAGUUUCCCGAAGAGAAGCACACGACUUUGCGUUCGUUCGUGUCGGCUGUAUGGGGUGAUGUGUUGACUCUUACAUAUUCGUCGAAGGAGUGGUUGAUUGCCACGGAUGUGGAUGAGGAGGCUGCUGCUGCUAAGCCGUUGACGGAGUUUACGAACGUAGCAACUAGCAAGGUUCCAUUCGCAAGCAGUGCCGAAUCUGCUACGUCCUCGAAGACCAACGGCAAGCGCCGCUCGUUCGGGGAAGUGUCUCGCGAGACAAAGGCGGCAUGGCAGCUCAUGUUCCCGAACGCGUGGGAGGCUCACCAUGGUAUGCGCGACCACGUGACGGAUCUGGUGACCGUGACAAAGUGGGAGCGCCUGACACCGGAGGACUACUCUCGCAACGUGUUCCACGUUGAGAUGGACACAACGAACACGGCAAUCAAGUACCGUAUCGGUGAAGCUCUAGCAGUGUUUGCGCACAACGACGAGAAAGAGGUUGUCAAGUUCCUACAGACGUACAACGUGGACCCGGAAGCGCUGGCCGCGUUGCCAGUGACACACAAGAAGAAGAAAAACGAGGCUGCGACGGGUCCGAAUGAGGAAACGUUGACGUACUUCCAGCUCUUCUCGCACGUGUUGGACAUCUUUGGCCGUCCGUCGAAGAAGUUUUACCAGGCUUUGUUGGAACGCGCUACGGACGAGAAGGAGAAGACGACGUUGGCGGCUCUGCUGGACGCGGAUGGCAAGGACGAGUACAAGCGUCGUGUGGACGAAACGGUGACGUUCGCCGAGCUGUUAGAGGAGUUUCCGUCGGCACGCCCGAUGCUAGCGGACUUGCUGACGUUGGUGCCGCGUAUCAAGCCGCGUCACUACUCGAUCGCCUCUAGCAUGAAGAUGAACCCGACGAGCGUGCACCUGUUGAUCGUGGUGCACGACUGGACCACGCCGGGCGGCAAGUACUGCAUCGGCCAGGCCACGCGCUUCCUGGCAGGUGUGAAGGUUGGACAGAAGCUCUCGGUGUCUGUGUGCUCGUCGGUAAUGAAGUUGCCUGCGAACCCGCAGGACCCGAUCGUGAUGGCGGGUCUGGGUACGGGUAUGGCUCCGUUCCGUGCGUUCAUCCAGGAGCGUGCGUUCCUGCGCUCACAGGGCGUCAAAGUCGGUCCAGUGGCGCUGUACUUUGGCAGUCGUCACAAGGCCAAGGAGUAUCUGUAUGGCGACGAACUGGACGCGUUCGAGGCAGACGGUCUGGUAACGUACCUUCGCUGCGCAUUCUCGCGUGACCAGGAGCACAAGGUGUACAUCCAGGAUAAAAUCGCCGAGGACAAGGAGAUUCUGGCAGACUUGCUGUUGCGCCAGAACGGUCACUUCUACCUGUGUGGUCCGACGUGGCCUGUGGCGGAUGUACGUGAAGCGUUGGUGAGCUCGUUCACUCAAGUUGGUGGACUGGACUGUCGUCAGGCGAACGCGACGAUCGAACGCAUGCGCGAGGAAGGCCGCUACGUGCUGGAAGUGUAUUAAGCGGUGAGAAGCUGACUCCAAACGUUUGAUGUCAAUCAAUCCUUUUUUCAUUUGCUA
Molecule: messenger RNA, 3636 nt
Organism: Phytophthora infestans T30-4
Lineage: Eukaryota; Oomycota; Peronosporomycetes; Peronosporales; Peronosporaceae
Product: sulfite reductase [NADPH] flavoprotein component, putative
Exons: 1
Coding region: 1-3579 (1192 amino acids)
Cellular component (GO): cytosol
Molecular function (GO): oxidoreductase activity, acting on the aldehyde or oxo group of donors; FMN binding; flavin adenine dinucleotide binding
Source: RefSeq, a predicted model, not a curated record